UUUCAUUUAAUAGUGGAAUUCCAUUUUCAGCAACACGCCACAGAAGGUGAGCUUCAAGCAAGGUAGCUGCCCCCCAUUUGAACAUCUAAUCUCAAGGGUCUCAGUCUGGCAUGGGUGGCCCAGGGAGGGCUCUCCUUGGCGGUUUUGGUUCCACAACCUCCUCCCUGGAGGUAGGGACCCGAAUGACUUGGCCAAGCAACAACUCCCUGGACCUUAAUGAAAGCUUGGGAUGGGGCAUAGGGUUUGGGAGCGGUGGUGGAGGUGCAGCAGCCAGUGGUGCAGGCCUGGACUCCAAUAUUUCCCAGCAAACUGCUUCCAGAGCUGUAAUCGGAGAGAAAAACUGGCCGGCUCUGCUGAUACUGGUCAUCAUUGCACUGACUAUCGGUGGCAACAUCCUGGUGAUCCUGGCAGUUUCGCUGGAGAAGAAACUUCAAAACGCCACCAACUUCUUCCUGAGGUCCCUGGCUGUGGCGGACAUGCUGGUAGGGAUUCUGGUCAUGCCGAUCUCCCUCAUCAACAUCCUCUAUGACUACGCCUGGCCUCUACCCAAUGCUCUGUGUCCAAUCUGGAUCUACCUGGACGUUUUGUUCUCCACCGCCUCCAUUAUGCACCUGUGUGCCAUCUCGCUGGACCGAUACGUCGCCAUCCGCAACCCAAUAGAGCACAGCCGCUUCAACUCCAGAACCAAAGCAAUGAUGAAGAUCGCCGCCGUGUGGACGAUAUCUAUAGGCGUCUCCAUGCCGAUCCCAGUGAUCGGCCUCCACAACAAGGACAAGGUCUUUGUGAACGGCAGCUGUGUCCUUAACGAGGAGCGCUUCAUGCUUAUUGGCUCCUUCGUGGCCUUCUUCAUCCCGCUGGUCAUCAUGGUGGUGACGUACUGCCUCACCGUACAGGUGCUCCAGAGGCAGGCCACAGUCUUCCUAUAUGAGACAAAGACUUCUUCCCAGCAGCCUUUGCACCCACCAGCAAUGACCAACACGUCCCAGCCUCCAGCCACCACCUUUCACAUCCCCCAGAUCAACACCAUCGCUCCUCCAGACGCAGAAGGGUCAACGUCCUCGCCCCAACUUAGCAGACGGGACACCUUGACCUCCCUGAAAGGGGCGGAGCCCAGCAUGCUUCUCAGUGUCUCCAUGUCCGACAACAUCAGCAUCAUUCCCAGCUCUGACGUGGCGUCUCAGCUCAGCUCGCCAGCUGCCGGGCCGAGGACUGACACGGCUGGUUGCCACGGACGCCGGGGGAUGAUGCAGGCUAUAAAGAAUGAGAAGCGGGCCUCGAAGGUGCUGGGAAUUGUCUUCUUCCUCUUCCUCAUCAUGUGGUGUCCGUUCUUCAUCACUAACGUAACCGUGGUUCUGUGCCGCGGCUCCUGUAACGAGCCGCUGCUGUUGGAGCUCCUCAACGUGUUCGUGUGGGUCGGCUACAUCUCCUCCGGCAUCAACCCGCUCGUCUACACCCUCUUCAAUAAGACCUACCGCAGGGCGUUCUCUAGUUACAUCAGGUGUCAGUACAAGGUGGGGGCCAAGGCUGCGGGAAAAAGCUGCAAAACUCUACUGGUCCCACCGCCGUCGCACGCCGUCACCCCGAUUCUGAUGGGUGCUCACGGGAAAGGAGGCGUUGACCGCAAUAGUAACUGUCGUAAUGGUGGCCGCAGGGAUAACGGCAGACUGACGGUGGACCCAGAGGACACGACAGACGAUGGGACACAAAUCGGAGCAAUGUCGCAGAGCCUCUCGGAAUUCCAGAACAUUGGCAUGUUGUCGGAAACGGAGAUGGAACCGGAACUGUCCUACAUCAGCUACAGCCCGGCUUCCAGAGAACUCACGAGCAGCGUGUGACCGUAUUUGUCUUUUUCUGUUUCUGAUCUGCAGACGCUGAGCCCGGCAGCGUUCCGAAGCU
This is a messenger RNA of Thalassophryne amazonica, 1896 nucleotides long. It is a transcript of the gene htr2cl1, whose product is annotated as 5-hydroxytryptamine (serotonin) receptor 2C, G protein-coupled-like 1. The record is from RefSeq and is a predicted model, not a curated record. The transcript has 6 exons. The coding region runs from base 111 to 1835 and encodes 574 amino acids. NCBI's taxonomy places the organism in Eukaryota, Metazoa, Chordata, Actinopteri, Batrachoidiformes, Batrachoididae. Gene Ontology annotation, cellular component: plasma membrane; dendrite. Gene Ontology annotation, molecular function: G protein-coupled serotonin receptor activity; neurotransmitter receptor activity. Gene Ontology annotation, biological process: chemical synaptic transmission; G protein-coupled receptor signaling pathway, coupled to cyclic nucleotide second messenger.